AUGGGCGCGCUCGGCGGGAUGCGGCGGAACGUGGAGGUGAAGGCUCGGCUGAGGGCGCGAGCGGAAGCGCUGGCGGCGGCCCUCAGGCUGCGGGGACCGUGCGGGGGACUGCCCCGGGACAGCGCAGGGCACCGGGGAGGGGGCGGGGGACCGUGCCCGGGCUGCCCCGGGACAGGGCAGGAGCCGCCCCAGGUGUGCCCCCGCGGCAGGGCAGGUGCUCCUCCAGACCGACACGUUCUUCCGAGUGCCGCGGGGGCGGCUCAAGCUGCGCAGGACACAGGACGGCCGGGGGGAGCUGAUUUUCUACGAGCGCCCCGACAGCGCCGGCCCCAAACUCUCCCAGUUCAGCAUCACCCCCCACGGCCGACCCCGAGGGGCUGCAGGAGGUGCUGGCACGGUCCCUGGGCUCUGUGUCACCUCUGUGUCCCCCAGGAGGUGCUGCCACAGUCCCUGGGCUCUGGGGGGUCCCUGUGUCACCCCUGUGUCCCCAGGAGGUGCUGGCACAGUCCCUGGGCGUGCUGGGCCACGGUGAGGAAGGAGCGGCUGCUGCUGCUGCUGGGGCAGACCCGGCUGCACCUGGACCGGGUGCAGGGGCUGGGGGACUUCCUGGAGCUGGAGGUGGUGCUGCGGCCGGAGCAGAGCGUGCAGGACGGGCAGCGCGUGGCGCAGGAGCUGCUGCGGGCGCUGGGGGUCCCCGAGCAGGACCUCGUGUGCGGGGCCUACCUGGACCUGCUGCUGGCACAGGGACAGCGGGGGGGACAGCGGGGACAGCCCGCGGGGACAGCAGGGCUGAGGGCACGGCGGUGUGGUGGCUGGGACAGGGACAGGGACAGGGACAGGCUGUGCCUGCCUAAGGGACACCCUGUGCUUUGUCCUGCCCUAUAAACACCCUGUGCCCACCCCAUAAACAACCUGUGCCACCCCACAGACACCCUGCCCCAAAAUAUCCCUACAGAAACCCCCGCCCUGUCCCCCCCAGGGCCACCCUGUCCCCCUCAGGGGCCACCCUGUCCCCCCCAGGGCC
Molecule: messenger RNA, 1024 nt
Organism: Prinia subflava (tawny-flanked prinia)
Lineage: Eukaryota; Metazoa; Chordata; Aves; Passeriformes; Cisticolidae
Exons: 4
Coding region: 1-885 (294 amino acids)
Source: RefSeq, a predicted model, not a curated record